This is a messenger RNA of Xiphophorus maculatus (southern platyfish), 2184 nucleotides long. RefSeq names its product hyaluronan and proteoglycan link protein 1 (gene hapln1b). The coding region runs from base 399 to 1460 and encodes 353 amino acids. The transcript has 6 exons. Gene Ontology annotation, biological process: cell adhesion. The record is from RefSeq and is a predicted model, not a curated record. Lineage: Eukaryota; Metazoa; Chordata; Actinopteri; Cyprinodontiformes; Poeciliidae. Gene Ontology annotation, molecular function: hyaluronic acid binding.
CACAACACAACAACCAAGAGCCUGGAAACGCACCUCUGAGCGCGUGGAUGUAGAUUUCCAGAGAAAUCAAAGCGAGGUGUCGCUCUCACCUGCACGCGCAGCGCAGGCGACUCAACACACACACACACACACACACACACACACACACACACACACACACACACACACACACACACACACACCCACACCCACACACCAGAAGGAGCGCGCGCCGCUGUGCCAUCACACAGCGGAGCCGCAAUUGGACAGGAAACAUCCGCACCGCCUGGUUUUCCUGCCCUCACCGGGCGCAGUCGUCCUGCGCCCCCAGUGCUCCUUCUGACCGCCGGAGAGUUUUGACCUGAGCCGCAACACAGCGCAGAAGUCCAGUGAUCGGACCUGGAGUGCAUUGAGUGAAGAUGAUUCCUGUGCUGAUCUGUGCUUUGGUCUCCCUGAGUGUUGCGGAAACCAAUUUAGACAUUCUGUACCCUGAGCUGGAGCACUCCAGAACCAUCUAUGUUACAGAAAAUGGGCCCAAAUUCAAUGUGAUGGCUGAACAAGCCAAGGUCGUAACGAGGCGAGGGGGAAAUGUAACGUUACCAUGCCUGAUCCAGAGAGAGCAGCAACUGCCAGCCAGCCGCAAGAUGAGGAUCAAGUGGACCAAACUGACUUCAGACUAUCUGAAAGAGGUGGACGUGUUUGUCGCCAUGGGUUACCACAAAAGGAGUUACGGGACUUUCCAAGGACGUGUCCAAUUGCAAGGCACCUCCCCGAUGGAUGCCUCCCUGGUGAUGACAGAUGUCACUUUGGACGAUUAUGGGAGAUACAAAUGUGAAGUGAUUGAUGGUCUGGAGGAUGACACAGUGGUGGUGUCCCUCGAACUUGAAGGUGUUGUCUUCCCCUACUUCCCCCGCCUGGGCCGCUACAACCUGAAUUUUUAUGAUGCCGAGCGGGCAUGUCAAGACCAGGAUGCCGUGGUGGCAUCCUUCGACCAGCUGUAUGAGGCGUGGCGCGGCGGGAUGGACUGGUGCAACGCCGGCUGGCUGAGCGACGGCUCUGUGCAGUACCCCAUCACCACCCCCAGAGAACCCUGCGGAGGGAGGAACACGGUGCCGGGCAUUCGCAACUAUGGCCUGAGAGACAAAGACAAGAGUCACUACGAUGUCUUCUGCUUCACUUCCUUCCACAAAGGUAAAUUCUACUACCUGAUCCAGUCGUCUAAGCUCACCUACGACGAGGCUGUGAGGGCUUGUCAGAAAGAUGGUGCUCAGAUCGCCAAGGUUGGCCAAAUGUUCGCUGCCUGGAAGCUGAACAAGUACGACCGCUGUGACGCCGGCUGGUUGGCGGACGCCAGCGUCCGUUACCCCAUCUACCAUCCAAGGCGCCGCUGCAGUCCCACAGAAGCUGCUGUGAGGUUCAAUGGCUUCCCCGACAAGAAGCACAAGCUGUACGGAGUGUACUGCUACAAGGAAAACAACUAAUCCUGCAAAGGCCAUCCUGCAAACACCUACACACAGUUCACAAGCAUGCACAAACAUAAACAUCAAAGAACACUCUCAACAGGUUACAAUGCAUAGAAAAGAGAAUUGUAAUAACGAGUGAUUCUUUCACUUAUGGGAGAUUUAAGAUGUUGCAUCAUCAUUCAGGACCUUAAAAUGUAUUUUACACAUAUAUUCUAUAAUAUUUAAUCAAUGCCAAUAGUGGGCUGACGUGUGUGGGUGAGAUUUGGAAAUAUAGAAGCUAAUGCAAAAAUGUCAUACAAGAAAAAAACAUGCCAACAAAACUAACAGCUAAGUGUGUCACGGUUGGACCAAAACGUUGGGCACUUAUCCUGUUUUCGGUCCCAACAUGGAGAGCAGAUGAAAGCUCAGCCUCUGUGAAGCCAUUAGGCAGGACUCGUUAGCUAAACCCUCCCCUACUGCCCCUCCCCUCUCAACAAGGUGCUAUAGCUGCAUCCUACCGUCCGCUUUUUUUUUCAUGUUUUUUAUACAAAUGCAUUGGACCAAACUUGGACCAACAGCAAAGACAAAAACAAAUAGAAACAUCUAGCUGUUAGCUAUGUGUUUUCUAAGUAUGUAGAAUGUGAUAAUAUUAGAAAUGUAUUUGUGUUGAUAUUUUUUAUACACUGUAGAAAUGUUUGUUGUUGUUUCUCUGGCCAAUGUCUUCUUGGUUUACAUAAAACAUACUACAGUAUUAGCAGGGGGG